AUGCCGGUGCCGUCGUCCAAGAAGAGGCGGUGCUGCGACACGGAGCUGCGCCUCGGCGGCGGCUGCGCUGACGACGCGGCGCCGGCUCUGUGCUCAAGGGAGAAGAAGAAGGCAGCGACGACGACCGGCGGCGCGCACUGCUACGCGUACGACGGCGAUCGACUACUGACGUUGCAGUACCUGGUGGUGGUGCCCGCCGCCGGCGGCCGCGACGUCGACGUCACGGGCGCGGAGGUCCAGGCGAGCGCCAUCAUUCGCAUGGCGAGGGCGGCGGCGGGAGCGCAGGACUCGGACCGCGGCGCGUCGAGGAGGCGGAGAUCGCUGGGCCGGUUCUUGCAGCGGCGGCGGGAGGGGCCAGUGGGCCACCGUAUUAGUGGUGAAUAA
Miscanthus lutarioriparius is the source of this 384-nucleotide messenger RNA. Lineage: Eukaryota; Viridiplantae; Streptophyta; Magnoliopsida; Poales; Poaceae. The record is from the annotation of a GenBank genome assembly.